AUGUUCAUGAAGUCAAAAAUCGCAGAGCAAGGGCCGGUAACGAGGUGGGACAUUGAGCAGGAGCCGCUCACCUUCAACCGAAGCAUCUUGCCGAACGGGAAGAAGCCUCUUGGGAAGCAGAAGGCAGCACAGGGUUUGGAGCUGUAUAAGCUGGGAGACUUCAUCGCUACUGCAGAAGGCGGGACGAGGUCCAUCAAGACCCUAGAAAUCUUGACGAGGGAGAUGGGGACCAAGGAAAAGGCGCGAAGAGCGCUGAAAUUCUUUAAUUGCAUCCCGGAUUCAUGGAAGCACAAGCUAUUGGCGCCGCUCACCGGGGAGGAGCUGCUAGCGGUGUCGAAGCAUGUGAAGCUGGUGGGCGCCAUCGGCCCCUGGAAAAUUGACAGAGUGGAGCACGGAGAACUAGUCUGCCGAGCAUGUGACUAUGGGGGUACACCUCUGGAAGGGGAAGCUGAGAGGGUUGUUACGCUAAGCCCGCGCGCAGUGCAGCCGUUGGUUGUUCGGAAAGGCCGUGUAAUCGGUGUUGCAGGGCUGCCUGAGGUGAGGCUGAGGGUUUCGGAGCUCUGCGCGGAGGACCAGAUUCCCCCUUUUAAGCUGCUGCGGGGUCUCUUUGAGGUGCAGAGGGGAGAGGCGCGCCAGCAUGCUAAAUGGGCAGAGGAGUGGGGAAGAUGCAUUGAUUGGACCAACGUCAUCAAGCUGGAGAGCCAUCUCCGCAGUCUCAACCACGAGAUGCAGCACUUCUCCGAGGACCUCAAGCAAGGUGAGGGUGGUGAGCAAGGUGAGCGGAGGGAGCAAGGUGAGCGGAGGGAGCAAGGUGAGGGGAGGGAGCAAGGUGAGCGGAGUGAGCAAGGUGAGGGGAGUGAGCAAGGUGAGGGGAGUGAGCAAGGUGAGCGGAGUGAGCAAGGUGAGCGGAGUGAGCAAGCUGCCUCCCCAGCAGCAGGGGGCGGGGGAGGGGCGCGGGGGUGGGGGGAACUGAAGGGGGAAGGGCGGGGGUUGAGUGCUGUGGCUGUGCUAGCAUCUGGCAGUGGUGGGGAGGGGGGGGGAGGUGGGGGAGGUGGGGGAGGGGGUGUGGGGGAAGCAAAAGGGGAGGCGUGGCAAGGAAACCAGGAGAGGGAGAGCGAGAGAGGGGCAGGGAGGGAAGUAGGGAGGGAGGCAGGGAGGGAGAGGGAGUGGGAGAGGGGAGGAAGGGGUGCUGCCCUCAUGCCGCCUCCUGCUGCCCUCCCGCUCUCUAGGAAGAAGGGAGGGGUGGGCAGGGGCGUGCCGGUGGGGGCAGGUGGCGAGAGGAGGGAGGUGCCCGAGGGAGGGGCAAUAGUGCAGGUGUAUGAGCCGACGUAUUGCACAUGCGGGCAGGUGUGCUUUCUUCUUUCCUUUCCCUCCCUCGUCUCGUUUUUCGGUCUUCGUAUCAAACUAUGCAAGUUACUGUCGUUUAUCCGUUUUAACUUCCUUUCAUAUGCGGGCAGGUGUGCUUUCUUCAUUCAUUUUCCUCUUAAUCCGUUUCAACUUCCUUUCAACCCCCCGGUUUCAGUUCUGGCCGAUUCCUUCUCACAGUACCCCCCUUCCUCUUUUCUUGCAUUUCACCUUUCUAUUCCACUUACUGCCUGUCCACCCACACUUAUGGUGCCAAUGCCAGGUGUCGUUUGGAGACAUGAUCGCAUGUGA
Molecule: messenger RNA, 1656 nt
Organism: Closterium sp. Naga37s-1
Lineage: Eukaryota; Viridiplantae; Streptophyta; Zygnematophyceae; Desmidiales; Closteriaceae
Source: the annotation of a GenBank genome assembly